This is a messenger RNA of Neurospora crassa OR74A, 1341 nucleotides long. RefSeq lists its product as hypothetical. NCBI's taxonomy places the organism in Eukaryota, Fungi, Ascomycota, Sordariomycetes, Sordariales, Sordariaceae. The record is from RefSeq and is a predicted model, not a curated record. Bases 1 to 1341 code for a protein of 446 amino acids. The transcript is spliced from 8 exons.
AUGGUAGUGGGCUGGUGGUGGGCCGGUGGUGGUUGCCUGGUCGCCUGGUUGGUUCCCACUUUCCCGGUCGUCGCGACUCCUCCUGAGCAGCCCGAUGCGGGCGCCGACGUCAAGGGAAUAAUGCUUCCGCUCGCGCGGGCGCGGCUGACGAAGAAGCCGACUCACUACAUCCGCUCCACUGCCCCCGCCUACGGGAUCCCCGUUGUCCGCCCUUGCAAGAUUGGACCAACGGCUGUGACGCUGGUGUCGAGAACGCCAUUGCCAACAUGGACGGCCAGGAACCGCCUUCCCCGAUUUCGGGGUAUCGAAUCCCAAACCCAAAGCUUCGCUGGCCACCUAACGGCACCGAGUCCAGUUCCCACGAACAAGAGGUUCGCUGCAGUUGCCUCGACUAUAUCCCCGGCGGCUUCGGGUCCGUUGUCAAGGACACUCAGGAGAAAAUGGAGAUGGAAAGGACAAAAAGCCAGUCCUUCGUUUUCCACGAUCACUCCGGCUCCUCCAAGGAGGAAGUCCUUUCGCCGCCCUCUUGGGACCACUGUGUUGCUGCCGCAGAUCUCUCUCCCUGAUGACGACUCUUUCGCCAUGAAAGCAAUCUUUUACGCUCUCGCUUUCCCCGGCCAGUUCAUGAGCACACCCAACAGCGUUCUCGUCGGCCGCCUGACCAUAAUGCUUAUUCAAAUACCCCCAUCCGUUACUUCGGAUCUAUGGCAGGCAGUACCCAGGACACCAUUGCACCUUCCACAUGCCACUUCCAAUGAUGGCAACCGCAUUGGGCCCCUCCGCCUUCGGUCUUCUUGGAGCCGGUCCCGGAAGAGCCCCUCGAAAUCAACAUUGAGCACCUGGGGUAGGAGUUGCCGCUCAAGCAACUAUGGCAACUCUUACCCAGGCCAGCAAGGUAACUUCCGCCACCAGAAGAAGACCACAACAAUGACCUCGUUCCUGCAAAACCCGUUGAGGGCACCGCGGUCCUCAAGCCCAGUCACCUGCCGGCUACGGCUCCCAGAUGGGUUACAUCUGAAGACCUUGGGCAUUGACCCGAGCUCCAAAGAAGCUCGAGUUGCCGACUCGGGCGAAGGACGAAACAGCUUCCUGUUGCUAGGGGUUUGGGACACCGCCGUCACAUGUCCGCAUCGGCUUGCUGGCGGCUCUGCGCACCCGCAAGCUCAACUCCCAGACCAUCGGUGGACGGGUGUUGGGGUCACCGCUAGCCACAGCCCCGUCAUUGGCAAUGGUGCCAAGAUCGUCGAGAGACCUCAGGGGCGGGAUGCUCGAGGAGGAGGGCAGGAGAGAAGGGUGGAAGUAGGGGGCUCGAGAGUGAAGGGAUGCGGAAUUGUGGAAUAA